Daphnia pulicaria is the source of this 1769-nucleotide messenger RNA. Its product is annotated as alpha-(1,3)-fucosyltransferase C-like. Lineage: Eukaryota; Metazoa; Arthropoda; Branchiopoda; Diplostraca; Daphniidae. The record is from RefSeq and is a predicted model, not a curated record. The transcript has a single exon. Bases 38 to 1588 code for a protein of 516 amino acids. Gene Ontology annotation, molecular function: alpha-(1->3)-fucosyltransferase activity. Gene Ontology annotation, cellular component: membrane.
CGAGCGGUUGCUUCAAAGACGUGCUACAGCCAUCAAAAUGAGUAAACAACUGAACGUUCGGCAGUUAUCAACUUUAACUUGCCAACAAUUUUUUCUAUUCGUCUUGCUCUUCCAAGUGGUGUGCGUUUUUGUGCUCUACGGGAAACAAAACGACAAUUCUAGACUGCCAAACUUGUACAGUAUGAUCCCCUGGAUGGCCGCUCGUGACAUUAAAACCAUUUUGAUUUGGAACAGUGCGAAUCGGAUUGAAACCGCAGCUUUCGGUUUCGGCCGCCAGACGUUCUUCCAGCACGGAUGUGACAUCAAGGAAUGUGUCGUCUUCGACAACAAGACGUCGAUUUUGCCGCUGGAAGAAUACGACGCCAUCAUCAUCCACAUGCACGAACUCUGGCAAACUCAGAUGCCAAAUUUUACUAGGCGCGCCAACCAGCGGUUGAUCUUUCUGUCACAAGAAUCGCCUACUACUAUCCCUUAUAUCGACGUUACUAGCAUGGGGAAUUUAUUUAACUGGACCAUGAGCUACAAAUUAAAUUCGGACGUUCAAUUGCUUUACGGUCGCAUCCAUCCGGAAUUCACGGCCCCCAAAACUCUUGAGGAGACGCACCGAAUGAUUGAAGCGAUGCAUCUUCCAUCGGCCAGGAAUUACGCGGUCAACAAAACUCGACCAGUCGUCUGGAUGGCAUCUCAUUGCGGCACAAACAGUUUGCGAGAAACUUACGUAAAAGAACUGAGUAAAUUCAUUCCGGUCGACAUUUACGGCGGAUGCGGCAAUUUCAGUUGCCCUCGAAAUGGAAUUAAUUGGUUAUCUUAUCCUGAGUGCUACGACGAGCUGGAAAUGAAAUACAAAUUCUACUUGUCCUUUGAAAAUUCCAUCUGCAACGAUUACGUGACAGAAAAAUUCUUUGAAAUCAUGAACCACAACAUGAUCCCUAUCGUUUAUGGCGGUGCCAAUUACAGCCAAUUCGCCCCCCAUCAUUCGUUUAUUAACGCCCUGGAUUUUACACCGGAGAAAUUGGCUCGGUACCUGCUGUUGCUGGACGCCAACGACAAUUUUUACAACGAAUAUUUCUGGUGGAAGGAUCACUAUCGAGUGGAAGCAGGAGUGGAGCAAAUGGCGCGACACGGUUUCUGCGAUCUGUGCAAGAAACUUCACCAUGAAGAAGGUGUAACCAAGUUCUACCCCGAAUUGGUAUCAGAAUGGCAUACUAAGACCCAGUGCAAACAAAUGAGCAAUUGGGAGACAAGUACAACUACACAGAGUACAACUACUACUACACCGGCUGCAAUUACAGCAGUCAGUCCGGAUCCACAGAAGCUGCACCAACAGUUAGUCGAUUACUUGAUGAAUCAACUUGAGUCGUUGGGAAUUGUGGAUCCGAACGUCGAAACUCCAAUCGAUAACUCCAUCAGGACGGCGAAUACCAGUAACGUUAUUGCAAAUCCAAAGGACAUGGACGCUCUCAACAGCGUGAAUGUUGACGCUAAUAUUGUCGAUUCCCAUCAAAUGCAAUACUUGCGUGAUUACGUGAUGGACCAACUACAGCCUUUCAGAAUUGUCGAUCCCAAAGAAAAUGCCGUUGUACCAUGAUCCUUCCACCCCCAAAAUUUGAUCAACAUUAUCGAUUGUUAUUUUUGUGCUGAGCCUUAUUCUUGAACGAUUUCCUUACAUGCCAUGCCACGCCAUUUUUUCUCAGUGUCGUUGAAUUUCCAAUCACAUUCCCCCCCCCCCCGAAAACCUUCAUGUGUUUUUUGUUUUCAAAAUUUGUUUU